GGGUGCCGCCGCCGCCGCGGAGCUGCUGCUCGGCGCGUUUUGCAUGAAGAUGGCGGCUCCCACCGCCAGCAAGGCAGCCUCUCUGGGCUGUAACAACAAGCCGACGUUCCCGGAGCUGGAUUUCAGGUCCGGAGCUCGGGUGGAGGAAUUGAACAAACUCAUCCAAGAAUUCACGAAGCACGACCAGCGGGAAUACGACGACCAGAGAGCGCUGGAGAUUCACACAGCCAAGGAUUUCAUCUUUUCCAUGCUGGGCUGUUUUCUCUAUCAGCAUUUCUUAACCUGGGUCCAUGGAAACAACAGCAUGGAGUCUAUGAACUUGAAUGAGAAGAAGCCAUAUCUUUAUUUUCAUUAACCUCUAACUGAAAUAUAGCAUUUCCUUCCAUUGUAAAAGUAGGUAACAAAGCAUAGUAGUACCUAUGUCUUUCACUUUUGCUACCAACAGAAAUCACAGAUACUUUCAUUUCACAUUAAAGUUGUUACAGAUAUCUCAAAAAAUCAUUUAUUGCUGCUUUGAAAUUAUGGUGGCUAUUAGACUUGCUACUGGAUUUUAUUUACUGCAUUCAUGAAUCACAUGGUCCUCUAUCACAAAUUUAUUCUUUAAAUGCAUUUUGUGUUUUAAUACUAUUUUCUUUGAGGUCCUGUGUAAUUUCAUCAUAUUCAUUUAAAGACACUGUUUUUUGCUCGGAUUCAUUGGCUUUUCCAGCCUGUCAAGAUAUCUGUCACAGAGGUAGUUAAGAGUCUCAGCUUCUAAACACAACCUCUGACACCUUAUCUCUGCUUUGUUUUCUUCUCCCAGCUCAAAUGCCUCUUGACUCAUGAAGAUUUCCUCUCUCUCCAAGGAGAAAACAAUUUACCUUUCCUCUGUUUCCUAACACCUGGUCCCCUUUUCUAUCUCUUAGCACAUUCUUUCUCAUGCCCUGGGUUAAAGAAUCCCUGGCUCAUUUAUCUUUGCAGCACCCACUGGGGUCAUGUACACAGUAGGUACUCACAGUGUUGUGACUUGAUUCACUUUAAAGGAGACCUUCUGUGUGAGCUUAUUUCAGGCUGUAUUUAAGGAAUCAGCACUUUCUGACAUUGUCUCUUUAUGAUUUUCCUUUUCCUUUAAGCCAUGCUAUAUAGUCUUUGCUGGGGUCAAGAAAAUCUUAAUCUGAUCUCCUUAUGUGGUAGCAGAGUUUUUUCUGCCUUCCAAGAAUAAGGUCCUUAAGACUUACCACAGGGCAAUUUAAGAAAUGUCCCAAGUGAUUGCAAUAGUGUGUUGACUGAGAGCAAACAGUGAUUUGGGGAAAUGUCCCUUUUCUUAUAGACCUUGACUUUUCUUUCAUAGGCACCUAGGGUACUCGUGGGCCUCCAGCAUGCCCACAGGUGGGGCCUUAUAGAAGCUAUGACAAAGCAUAAGUCAUCUUUCCCCUGGAGGUGUUCCAGACGCUUAUCAGUCAACCUGCAAGUGUUCAUAUGCCUACUCUGGAAUCCAAAUUAUAGUGAUACUUCAUUAUGAUAAACUACUAUCAUGUGCCCUCAAUAACCCACCUUUGUACAGUGCUUUACAGAUUACAGUAAAUAUUCACAUCUGGUAUGGCAUGGUAUUCUUUGGACAGGCCUUUGAGAAAGGUUGUGUAGGAACUAUUAACCCACAUUGCAGAUGGGAUUAGUUUUGAGACUUGGAGGUGAUGUGACUUAGUGGGAGGUCUAAAGUAAGUCAUAGAACAGGAUCCACCCAGAUCUGAGUGUCUCCUGCAGCACACAGCCUGCCCAGAGCUUUUGUAGGCUUUUUUACCCUCAGGCAUCUUUCAUGGGUUGCUGGGGUGAGUCUAUAUCCUCAGACAAGGCCAGCGUAGCACCUUUCAUUCCUGUCUGGGUUUUUCUGCCCUCCCCCUGACCACAGGUAUAUAGCCCUUGAGGCUGAUUGACUAUGAAAUGGGUAAGUACAUGCCCUAUAGGUAUGCAUUCUCCACAUCUGAUUGCUAGGCCCUGCCCAACUAGUUCUUAGGGUCCCUGUCAGUUUCACAAUGGACUUGGGUAAGCACUUGGCAGCUGAGUCAUUUCUUUAAGGACAGUUUAUAAUUAUGCCAUUAUGAGGCCCUCUCUCCAGGAAACAGCUAUCUGUUUUUUUGUCCACUUAAGUGCCUUUUCAUGAAUUCCCUCUAUACAAGAUAAAGAAACAGAUAACUAGGGCCAGUGCCACUGUGGAUAAAGCUGACAUGGGGAGCUGUUGUUCAAUUUAUUUUUUAUAUAUUUUUUCUCAACACAAGAAGCCAUGAUUACUCUUUGUGAAAUGAGUUAAGUUAGUAGUGGGAGUUGGUGUAAGUAUUGUUUAGGUUUUUGUUUCUUCUAACAAGUAUUUGUAUAUCUACAAUGUGUGAAGGAUGGUGAAGGAUUCGGUCAUUUAUAAAUUCAUUCAACACAUGUUGCAGUGCCUGCCAUGUGCUAGUGUAAUUACUGUGAUACAAUUACUAGAUAAGUGCACAGUGUUGAAUCAGAGAAGGAAGGUCACUAUGUCUAUAGGACUUAUGUUCUCUGGGGGAUUCAACAAGGAUAAAUUGGGAUGUGUGCUAUUAAAAAAACAAAGCACAGAGUGUGAUGUUGGAGGUUAACUGGUAGGAUGGAGUGAAGACCCUUCGAGAAGGCCUCUCUAAAAGACAUUGAAAUGGAAGGGCAAGAAGUACCUGGCCACCUGAAGAUUGGAUGGAAGAGUAUUCCAGGUGGACAGGACAGCAUGUGCAGAGGCCCCAGGUGGGCUUCAAGCUUUCAGGGCUGCUUGAAUGAUAGCAAGUCUCAUUUGGCCUCCACAAGGAGGAA
Molecule: messenger RNA, 2799 nt
Organism: Miniopterus natalensis
Lineage: Eukaryota; Metazoa; Chordata; Mammalia; Chiroptera; Miniopteridae
Source: RefSeq, a predicted model, not a curated record